Sparassis crispa is the source of this 1476-nucleotide messenger RNA. RefSeq names its product Cytochrome b2, mitochondrial. Lineage: Eukaryota; Fungi; Basidiomycota; Agaricomycetes; Polyporales; Sparassidaceae. Bases 1 to 1476 code for a protein of 491 amino acids. Gene Ontology annotation, molecular function: heme binding; L-lactate dehydrogenase (cytochrome) activity. The transcript has 15 exons. The record is from RefSeq and is a predicted model, not a curated record. Gene Ontology annotation, biological process: lactate metabolic process.
AUGUAUGAACCAUUGUCACUUGCUGAAGUUGCCAAGCACAACGCCCGUAGUUCAUGCUGGGUCAUUAUCAACAACAAGGUCUAUGAUGUUACCGAGUUUCUACCCGCGCACCCAGGAGGCUCGAAGAUAAUCUUGAAGUACGCCGGACGCGACGCUACUGCCGCGUACGAGCCAAUUCAUCCUCCAGAUGCCUUGGAAAAGAACCUCCCGAAGGAUAAACACCUUGGCGUGCUGGACACUGCUGGAGCCCAGGAGCUGAAGGAGGAGCGAGAGUCCCGGCGGAAGACCAAAGAUGAACUGCGCAUGGAGGAGGCGGAGGCAGUGAAGCCCCCACUCAGCAGAGUCAUGAACCUGCUCGACAUGGAGAACGUUGCGCGGAAGGUCCUCGCGUACAAGGCGUUGGCGUACUACUCGUCUGCUUCAGACGAUGAACUCACGCACAAGGAGAACAUUCGGUCUUUCACUCGAUUCUUCUUCAACCCGCGCAUCCUCAAGCCAGUUUCAAAAUGUGACCCGUCCACGACCAUCCUCGGUUUCAAGUCUUCGCUGCCUAUCUAUGCAUCCGGUGCCGCUCUGGCCAAGCUCGGUCAUCCUCUCGGUGAAGCGAAUAUCACCCGCGGCGCUGGACGCACUGGCAUCAUCCAGAUGGUAUCCUACAACGCAUCCCUGUCCUUCGCCCAGAUCGCUGCGGCGCGUCUCAGCCAGGACCAGCCCAUAUUCUGGCAGCUCUACAAGAACAAGGACGACAAGAUUGCCGAGGCGCGCAUACGGGAGAUCGAACAGCUGGGAUACAAAGCGAUAUGUCUGACCGUCGAUGCGGUCGUCGCCGGUAAUCGCGAGCGUGACAUCAAGGCGCCUUUCGAGCUGGAGGAGCUCGAGAGGGAGGCGGCGGGGGUGCCGAAGGACAGAGGUAAAGCAGAGAGCGCGCAGAAGCCUGAAGAGCAUGCAGAUGAAGCCGGAACCGCUGGUAUGUUGUUGAAGAACGACGAUGUCGACUUGUCAUGGGACAGGACUAUUCCCUGGUUGCGCCGAACCACGAAGCUCCCAAUUGUUCUGAAAGGCAUCCAGUGCGUCGAGGACGCGGUGCUCGCUGCCGAGGCUGGCCUUGAUGGUAUCGUGAUCUCCAACCAUGGUGGUCGGCAGCUUGAAUAUGCCUUGCCUCCGAUGGAAGUCCUGUACCGCCUACGCAAACAACGCCCAGACGUGUUCGACAAGCUAGAAGUAUACGUUGACGGUGGCGUGUAUCGAGGAACGGAUGUUUUGAAGGCACUAUGUCUUGGAGCUAAAGCAGUAGGCCUGGGGCGAGCGUUUAUGUAUGCACAGAGUGCGUAUGGGGAGGAAGGUGUUAUCCACACAGUGCGCAUCUUGGAGCGCGAGAUUCUUACUGGAAUGCGGCUGAUGGGAGCAACAAACGUGGGUGAAUUGGUUCCCGAGAUGGUCGAGCGCGUCGACUGGCAGCCUGUGUCCAAGUUAUAA